AUGAUAGAUGUCUGUGAAGGAACAAUUGAGCUAAACUUGGGAAAGGACCUAAGGAUGAAGUUUGAUAUCAAGGAUACAAUGAGGAAACCAACUAUAGAAGAAGGAUAUGUGAGCUCAGAAACUGAUGAGUACAAGAAGCUCCUUGACACCUUCAGACCAGUUCCAAACAUUCUGAGCAUUGAGGGGUUGGACAGGCCAGUUUGCGAAGUCAUGGCAGUGAGCUCGAUCGAGUCGAGCCUCGAACAAACGAACUCGAUCGAGCUGGGGACUGAAUGCAAGGAGCAAGCUCAAGGAGAUUGGUCUGAGCUCAAGGCGCCUAAAGUCGACCUCAAACCUUUGCCUGAGGGCCUCAGGUAUGCAUUUCUGGGUGAAAACUCAACUUACCCUGUCAUUGUGAACUCUGAUUUGGAACCUGAACAGUUGAGUGCUUUGCUUGUUGAAUUGAGGAAGUACAGAAAAGCAAUAGGUUACACUCUAGAUGAUAUCAAGGGGAUCUCCCCUGACCUAUGCAUCCAUAGGAUUCAUCUAGAGGAUGAAAGUAAGUCAAGCAUUGAACCUCAAAGGAGAUUGAACCCCAAUCUAAAGGAAGUAGUGAAGAAAGAGAUACUCAAGUUGCUUGAUGCUGGGAUAAUCUAUCCCAUCAGUGAUAGCACUUGGAUAUCUCCAGUUCAUUGCGUCCCAAAGAAAGGGGGGAUCACUGUCAUUAAAAAUGACAAAGAGGAGCUGAUUCCCACUAGAACAAUAGUGGGGCAUCGCAUGUGUAUUGACUAUAGGAAGUUAAAUUCAGCAUCUAGAAAGGAUCAUUUCCCUCUCCCUUUCAUUGAUCAGAUGUUAGAAAGAUUAGCAAACCAUCCUUUUUAUUGUUUUCUUGAUGGUUACAGUGGUUUCUUCCAAAUCCCGAUCCACCCUAAUGAUCAGGAGAAGACCACUUUCACAUGCCCUUAUGAUCUGAUAGAGGAGAUGGUAGAAGUCUUCAUGGACGAUUUCUCAGUCUAUGGAGCAUCCUUCUCCUCAUGUUUGUCUAACUUGUGCAGGGUGUUGCAGAGGUGUGAGGAGACAAAUCUAGUACUCAAGGAGUUCUUGAGCAAUGCCAUGGGUCUGCUUAUGGAGGGCAGUUUGCCACAUUCAAAACCCCUACUAAGGUUUUACAAUAUGGUUUAUGGUGGCCUACUCUGUUCAAGGAUGCAGCAAGUUACAUCGCCAAGUGUGAUCCAUGCCAAAGGAAAGGAGGAAUCACCAAGGUGA
Messenger RNA from Microthlaspi erraticum, 1245 nucleotides. The record is from the annotation of a GenBank genome assembly. NCBI's taxonomy places the organism in Eukaryota, Viridiplantae, Streptophyta, Magnoliopsida, Brassicales, Brassicaceae.